Molecule: messenger RNA, 1984 nt
Organism: Amyelois transitella
Lineage: Eukaryota; Metazoa; Arthropoda; Insecta; Lepidoptera; Pyralidae
Exons: 4
Coding region: 173-856 (227 amino acids)
Source: RefSeq, a predicted model, not a curated record
CCCUACCUAUUUGAUAAUGAUAUUUGUUUGUAUUGUAUCAAACAAAAUUUGUCACAGUCGUACGUUGACUGAAGUGUUUUAUUUAUAAAUUUAAUUUUAUGUAGUUUUACGAUAUAUUCAGUUUUUGAAUAGGUAUCUAAUCAAUUUUAUUAUUGUAAUCGUUGAACGUGGAAUGGAAAUAAUGGCGGAAGAACCAAAGUUAGUGAAUGAAGAUCAUUUGAAACAGCUAAAGGAAAGGAUGAGUUUGAUAGUGAGUGCAGAUCCAGAACAGUUCCAUAACGAGUUUUCACUACGAAGAUAUCUCAGGGCAUUCAAAACUGUUGACCAAGCAUUUCAGGCUAUUUUGAAAACAAACAAGUGGCGUGUUGAAUAUGGAGUGUCCGAGCUACACAAUGACAAAGAGCUAAUAGAGAAGUAUGCAGAUAAAGCAAGAGUAUUAAGACACAGAGACAUAAUUGGCCGGCCCAUCAUCUACAUUCCUGCUAAAAAUCACAGCUCUAGUGAUAGAAAUAUUGAUGAACUUACAAAAUUUAUUGUUUAUUGUUUGGAAGAUGCCAGCAAGAGAUGUUUUGAGGAAGUAGUUGACAAUUUGUGCAUUGUGUUUGAUUUAAAUAAAUUCACUCUUUCUUGCAUGGACUACCAAGUCCUGAAAAAUCUUAUUUGGCUCCUCAGCAGGCAUUAUCCAGAAAGGCUUGGUGUUUGUCUUAUCAUCAAUGCUCCAACUUUUUUCUCUGGAUGCUGGGCUGUGAUAAAAGGAUGGUUAGAUGAAAAUACAGCUGGUAAAGUUACCUUCGUUAAUUCUGAAAUGGAUCUAUGCCAGUACUUGAUACCGGACAUCCUGCCAACGGACAUGUAAAUAAUUUAAAAAAAUAAUGUAUUUAUUUAUUAUUAAGGACUAAACUUUUAAUGUAAAUGUAACUACGUAUGAAACAUUAUUUAGGGAACAGUUUUAUUGCUGUGGUUAGUCAGAAUAAACUAUGCUUUACAUAACAUUUACUCAAGAGUUACACAGCUGAACAAAAUCUGCUAUUAUAUUAUUGGAACUUCAAAAACUUUAUAAACAGGUUGAUAAUUUAUUUGUAAAUAUCCAUCAACCCUUAACAAGGAAUUUUUUUAAAUAUUUGGAAUUUUAUUAAUUCUCCUACUUGAUAACUUUCUAUAAGUAGCCCUUUAAAGAACUGUCAUAUGAAAGUGCUUAAUUUUUGUAAAUGACAUUUAUUUUAAAAAUGUAUAAUACUGUUGGCUCUUUCUACCCCACAAGGUAUAUAGACGUUAUUAUAUGUAAGUAUAAGACUAUGUUAGCACAGUUAUAUAUUAUAACUUAAAUAACUUCUACUCGACUAUAACUCGAACUCGUCUAUACUAACUUUUUUGCCAUAAAUGCAACAUUUAAUUUUGAGAUUAUUAUUUUAGUCAAAAUAGGUAUUUUUUAUGUAGGAAAAAAAAUUAUGAGUUUAAUAAAAAUAUACGUAGGUAAGCAUGUUUAAAAUUGGUCAUUCCAGCAGCCAACAUUCCACUGAUUUUAUUAAGAUGACUAAAGCAGAUUAUAAAAUGGUUCAACCAAACUAGUUGACAGUUUUUCAUCUGUUACCGAAAAUAUUUUGUUUAUUUUUAGAUUAAUGACUAUUUAAACUGCUUUAAGCCAUGGAUUCUACCAAAAUGUAUACCUUUGUACCUGUUGAAUAUUUAAUGAUUAAACCUUAUUACACAGGGUAUAUCUUAAUGUUUAGGUAAGUAAAUUUUGUUCUACAGUUUAUUAUUAAAUUUAAGUUUACGCAUCUUAAUAUAGAUUGCAUUGCAUUGCAUUUUCAUUCCUUACUUAGUACCUAGUCUGUUUUAUUAACAAUGUGUUCAUCUGCAAAAGUUGUUCUGAUUUAACUCUUAACAGAGUAAAUACAUAUUGCAUAGAUAAUAUAUUAUUUAAUUAAAAUGUAAACAUAUGUAGUAUAUAAGAAAAUAUAUAACAAUAGAUGUUAUGCAGCAA